Molecule: messenger RNA, 1277 nt
Organism: Suillus paluster
Lineage: Eukaryota; Fungi; Basidiomycota; Agaricomycetes; Boletales; Suillaceae
Exons: 5
Coding region: 212-877 (221 amino acids)
Biological process (GO): cell wall biogenesis; (1->6)-beta-D-glucan biosynthetic process
Source: RefSeq, a predicted model, not a curated record
AUAUAGGCGGCGGUUGCUGCCUCAGGCGAUUUGUUCUGAUAAUUUUUCCUCCCAAGGUCUCAAAAGUUCGAACUCCGUUGACUGCUCUUCCCGUCGGCUUUGCUCACCUCUCUCUUUCGUUUCCAACUUUAAGUAUCGUCUGCACAUACCCUGCUUUUCACAAGCACCCCACAUUCGCUUAAAUCCCCCUCCUUCUCUACAGUAGAAAGCAAUGUUCAGCAAGGCCGCCAUUUCUCUCGCUCUCGCAGCCUCCGCGCUCGCCAACGUCUUCAUCACUAGCCCCGUUGCCUCUACCACGUUUACUGCUGGCCAGCAGGCGACUGUCGCCUGGCAAGACGAUGGCUUGACCCCAAACCUAACCUCUUUUGGUGCUGCUCUCGUUGGUAUCUACACCGGUAAUGCCAACGUACAGACGUUGCUGCAAACCAUCUCUGCCAGCGUCGAUGUUUCGACUACUUCGUCCAUCGUUUUCACCCCAGAUGGCACCAUUGGCCCCAACAGUAAUGAAUAUUUCGUCCGCUUUACGUCAAUCAACCUGAAAGAUGCUACUAGCCCUCAAUUCCCUGCUGAAGCCUUCUCCGCUAAAUUCACGAUGGCUGGCAUGACCGGAACUUUCAACUCUACCGUUCAGGCUGAAAUUAACGGUCAAUCGACAGCACCUAUCGGCGCAACGUCUAGCGCAACUGGUGGCGUCACUUCGUCAACCGCGAAGAGCUCGGCCACAAUGACCAGCUCUACCUCCAGCUCCAGCUCAAAAACCACUGCUUCUGCUUCUGCUAGCGCUACCAAGACCGGCGCCGCUGGCAAAGUUGGUGUUACCGGUAUCACGUGCUUUGUUGGCGCUGCUGCAUCUCUCCUUGGGGCCGUCCUUCUGUAAUUUUGCCUCGCAUUCACAUCUUUGGAUUAUUUUCGUUCGAUGUUUGAUGGCAUCAUUUGGAUAGAGAUGGACUCGCUUACUCUGAUCAUUGAUGACGUACCCUUGACUGUGAAUAUAGCAUGCCAGUAGAAUCUACUCAAUAUUCUUAUAACGGGAACGGAACACUAAUUUCGAUUGCUAAUUCCUCUGCAUGCGUGUACAAAAACGACUGGCAAACACGAUAUACAUGGGAUACUGGGUCUGAUUACACGCAAAUUCUACUUCAAGGGAUGCGCACACGUAUCAGUCAUGCUGCAAGCUCGAUCUCAGCUGGCACGAAGUGAACAUGACCGACCGACAGUCCUUUGAAAUCGAAGGCCUGGUCUGCUCCCAAGUGACUACUGUGCUGCAAAUAAGCCAA